GCCGACAGUCCUCCUCCUCCUCCUCCCUCCUUACAUCUCCCUCGCAAUGGCACGCACUGCCUUAACACCUGUACCUAUGGGCGGCAUCAAGUCGUACUACCAAGCGAAGAUUGAGGCAGCAGAGCUCGAUAUUAACCAGAAGACUCAGAACCUGCGACGUCUAGAGGCACAGCGAAAUGCGCUGAACGCGAGAGUACGACUUCUGCGAGAGGAGCUACAGUUGUUACACGAACCUGGUAGCUAUGUGGGCGAGGUAGUGAAGGUAAUGGGCAAGAACAAGGUUCUUGUGAAGGUGCAGCCUGAGGGGAAAUACAUCGUCGACUUCGACGCGGACAUCGACGUCGCCUCUCUGAAGCCCACGCUCCGAGUCGCGCUCCGCUCAGACUCGUACACAAUACACAAGAUUCUUCCCAACAAGGUGGACCCGCUCGUCUCUCUCAUGAUGGUCGAGAAGGUCCCCGACAGCACAUACGAGAUGGUCGGCGGCCUCGACAAGCAGAUUAAGGAGAUCAAGGAGGUCAUCGAACUACCUGUCAAGCACCCAGAGCUCUUCGAGUCUCUCGGUAUUGCCCAACCGAAGGGUGUCCUCCUGUACGGCCCUCCCGGUACAGGAAAGACGCUGCUCGCGCGAGCGGUUGCGCACCACACAGACUGCAGGUUCAUCCGAGUCUCGGGCUCGGAGCUUGUGCAGAAGUACAUUGGCGAGGGUAGUCGGAUGGUGCGGGAGCUGUUCGUCAUGGCUCGGGAGCACGCGCCGAGUAUCAUCUUCAUGGACGAGAUCGACUCCAUUGGUAGCUCGCGAGGCGAGAGCGGGUCUGGAGGCGGUGAUUCUGAGGUGCAGCGGACGAUGUUAGAGCUGCUGAACCAGCUCGAUGGGUUUGAGGCGACGAAGAACAUCAAGGUUAUUAUGGCUACUAACCGGAUAGAUAUCCUGGACGCGGCCUUGCUCCGGCCGGGCCGUAUCGACCGGAAGAUCGAGUUCCCUCCACCGGGUCCGGAAGCUAGGGUGGCUAUCUUGCGUAUUCACUCGCGCAAGAUGUCUCUCCAACGAGGGAUUAACCUGCGUGCGUUGGCUGAGAAGAUGGGACAAUGUUCAGGUGCUGAGGUCCGAGGUAUCUGUACCGAAGCUGGAAUGUAUGCCCUACGGGAACGGAGGCAACAUGUCACACAGGAAGACUUCGAAUUUGCUGUGGCGAAGGUGUUGAAGAAGAACCAGGAGGGCAACACCUCCGUCAGCAAGCUCUUCUCGUAGUUUGUAGUUCACACACUUGUAUUUGAUGCUUUCUAUCGCAUGGACACCUUCAUGACCUCGUGCGUAUCCCGGUGUACAUGAGACAGAACGCAUCAGACUACUCAGCGGAUGAGUCCCGAUGUUAUGUUUCCCGCUAUUAGUAUCGUUCCUCGCUGGUCUGUAACUGCAUGCAUUCGCACCGUCGUGGAUGAGGCACGAAGGUGAUGGACUCCU
Molecule: messenger RNA, 1465 nt
Organism: Rhodofomes roseus
Lineage: Eukaryota; Fungi; Basidiomycota; Agaricomycetes; Polyporales; Fomitopsidaceae
Product: endopeptidase
Exons: 7
Coding region: 47-1252 (401 amino acids)
Biological process (GO): proteasome-mediated ubiquitin-dependent protein catabolic process
Cellular component (GO): proteasome regulatory particle, base subcomplex
Molecular function (GO): ATP hydrolysis activity; proteasome-activating activity; ATP binding
Source: RefSeq, a predicted model, not a curated record